Molecule: messenger RNA, 2283 nt
Organism: Salmo salar (Atlantic salmon)
Lineage: Eukaryota; Metazoa; Chordata; Actinopteri; Salmoniformes; Salmonidae
Product: TLC domain-containing protein 1
Biological process (GO): plasma membrane organization; regulation of membrane lipid distribution; membrane assembly
Cellular component (GO): plasma membrane
Source: RefSeq, a predicted model, not a curated record
GAAUUUCCCCUUCACCUUGUGAAGGUUAUUGUAUGAAACGAGGACGAGAGUGGGGGUGUUGUGCUUUAGUUCAAAUUCUAUGGAUCAAGAUUUAUGUGGCCCCUCCUUGAUUCUCUGGUUUUCUGGAAGCAGGCCACCCACACCACUCCCUCUCCACCACUCCCCCUUCUCUCUAGUCAUAGUCAGACACAAGCAGACUGGUUGAGUGGCAACACACUACGAGCGGGGGGAAAAGAUCUGUAGAAUUUGAAUGAGCUGUUUUAAGGGAGUCCUAGCUAGUCUCCCCCUCUGAGCCCGGGAAGAAGUGGAAAACGCUGCGCCUAUUCUCCGAGUAGUUCUGAAAGGAGCACGAGGGGUAAAGACCACAUCUAUAAAAACGACUCCCUUCAAACUCCUGGAACUGUGACUGUCCUGAGGAGAACACUCCCCUCACACAUACUCACCAACGGACCGUGGAGGCGUGAGAAGAGCCGUGGAGAGGAGCAGCUGACGCAAAACAGACGAAGCACAACGAGGAAGAGAGUAAAAAGGAGAGGGGGAGGAGAAGAUGGAGGCCUUGCUUCCUGUGUUGCAGCGACACCCUGGACUGUCUGUGUUGGUGUGGGCUCUGAUGUUCCGGGUGGCCCACCGACUACUACAGAACCUGCCUGUGCCCAAAGCGGUGGCGGUGGAUGACUUCCGCUCCUGGAAGUGGAGGAACCUCUCGGUCUCUAUGGUCCACUCCCUCCUGACAGGGACUUGGGCUGUGACCUGUGUGAUCAUUUCGCCUGAGUUGGCAACCAACAUUCACUCCUUCUACACGGCCCCGGCCUACAUGCUCAUCUGCAUCUCAUCAGGAUACUUUGUACAAGAUGCAGGUGACAUCAUUCUAACUGGACAUGCAAGAGGAUCCUGGGAGUUCUUAAUUCAUCAUGUUCUGGUGCUCUGGUGCUUCCUGUAUUCUCUAUACUCGCACCUCUAUGUGGCCGGUGCUGUGGUGGCUCUCUUUGUGGAGGUUAACAGUGUCACCCUGCAUUUGAGGCUAAUGCUGAAGCUAGCAUCACAGCAGUCGUCCCCUCUGUACCAAAUCAAUAAGUUCCUCAACCUCUUCACCUACAUCGUCUUCCGGCUCAGCGCACAGUUCUACCUCACAUAUUACAUAGUCCAGAACUACUCCUGGAUGGACAAAGGAGGCUACUUCCUAGUUACCAUGACCCUCAUGAACACCAUGAUCCUGAUCUACUUUUAUCGUCUUCUCCGCGCCGACUUCUUCCCCCGGAGCAGGGCUCUCAUGGAGCAAAAUGGCACCCACAACAACGUCAAAAAGUUCCUCAGUGAAUGACACCGAUAGUGACAUGACCGUAUACCAGAUGGUGUGUUUGUUCAGUUACACAUCUCAUCGCAUUGUGUCAAGCUGUGUCUUCAUUAUUAGUAUUAUUAUAACAACAAAAAAGCUCUCUCUAAAUGGCUCGUGUUGUAGUGAGAGGCGGCCAGGAAAAGAGGUGAUUAUGCCCAGUGUGGCUGAAGAUCCCACUCACACAAACAGGGCAGCAUACAGUGAGAGACUGGUCUGUUCACACUGACUGGGAUAACCCUAAUAAAUUACUUCCAGGAUACUGUGCCACUUUUGCUUCUGAUCAUAGCUAAUACAAUUGUUUACAAUAUAGGAAUUUACAUGAUUCAUGUGGAAUGCUCUUUAACAGAAAAAAUGCUAACAAUCAUGCAUACAUGCAUGUUUCUCUACUGUAUGCAAACUGCCAAGGAUAACAGGCACCACCUUGGUUGCUGUACAUCCCACCCAACAAAUUCUGUCAGGUGUCGCUUAGCAACAGUUUUAUUGAAAUUUCCACUAAUAGGAUUUUGUAAAUAUAGUAUAGUACAAUCAAUAUCUGACACUAACAAACUGUCAGACAAUACAUCUGUUUCACUUUCAUUCUUCCCUGUUUGGUCUCAAGGUCAACACCAAUACAUGGGUGAGCGGCAUUCUUUCAACAGCGACCAUUUAUUCCAUAAAUGUAACGUAGUGAAAUGCAUGUAUCCCCUGGAAAGUAGCUCAAUGUACAGUCAGGUCAAUUUUUAUUUAUUGAGGUUACAAGAAUUGCUUCUCUUCAAAUUAUUUAUCAAAGUGAAAACGGACACCAAACGGACAGGUCCAGAGGAUGGGUUAGCCUUGAGUCUUGGUAAGCCAUAGUAGUGCCUAUACCGCAGUUCCUUCUCAACAAUCUUCCCUGGAUAGCCCCCACAGUAUGUCUAUAGAAGGUGUUGGGGAAGCUACUCUGAAAAUAAACUCAGCAAAAAAAGAAA